This is a messenger RNA of Conger conger (European conger), 675 nucleotides long. Its product is annotated as C-reactive protein-like. Lineage: Eukaryota; Metazoa; Chordata; Actinopteri; Anguilliformes; Congridae. The transcript is spliced from 2 exons. The record is from RefSeq and is a predicted model, not a curated record. Bases 1 to 675 code for a protein of 224 amino acids.
AUGAUGCAGAAGCUGGUGGUUUUGUUCAUCCUGCUCUCUGGCAGCUCUACAAAGUCUGAAGGUCUUACAGGGAAGGGUUUUACCUUCCCAUCAGAGUCUAAUACUGCAUAUGCAACGCUCACCCCUGAUGUGGAGGGACCUUAUUCAGCUCUGACACUCUGCCUGAGAUCCUUCCCUGAGAAUGGAAGAAUAUAUACUCUCUUCUCCCUGGCCACACCAUCAAAAGACAAUGAUUUUUUGCUGUAUCACCCAGAAAAAGGGAAAUAUAGUGUGUAUGUCAAUAAUAACGUUCAUAACUUCCUGGGGAUGCCAGACAACCAAAACGAAUGGAAUUCAGUCUGCUGGACCUGGGACGGUAAAACCGGACUUACUCAAGUGUGGGUGAAUGGAAAGCGCAGUAUAAGGGCAAAGAUCUACACAGGAUCUAUUGCAGCUGCAACUCCUAGCAUAAUCCUUGGCCAAGAACAGGACAGUUAUGGUGGGAGAUUUGAUGCAAAUCAAUGUUUUGUUGGAGACCUCUCAGAUGUGCACAUGUGGAAUUAUGUUCUUGAUCCUUGUGCAAUCCAGGACUACAUGAAGGCCUAUACAUUUAUACCAGGGAAUGUUCUGAAUUGGGAAGCACUAAAUUACAAUGUAAAUGGUGAAGUGCUUGUCGAACCAACUGGCUGUUAUUAG